Messenger RNA from Porites lobata, 19170 nucleotides. NCBI's taxonomy places the organism in Eukaryota, Metazoa, Cnidaria, Anthozoa, Scleractinia, Poritidae. The record is from the annotation of a GenBank genome assembly.
AUGGCAAAUGCCGCAAGGCUGAAAAAAUCUUCACUGGCUACAUUCUACGUUUAUUUCGUGUAUUUAGUUUGCUAUUUGCCAUUGUAUUGUGUUGUUUUUGCCCAGACCAAUGGUGAAACUCCCUUGUUAUCUCAUUUAUCUUAUUUCACAAGGACUCUUGUGUAUCUCAAUUCAUCCCUCAAUCCCUUGAUCUACUGCUGGAAGAUGAGACACAUUCGACAAACUGUUAUGGAUAUACUUCGAAAUAUUUUCGUGAUUUGUCCCCACUAAAGAAAGGAUCUAACUGAGAAUAACUUAAUCGGCCUUUUUCUCUCUGAGUGGUGAAAAUAUUAGGUUUCCAGCAAUACAAUUGGAAAAAUGACACUAAAUAUAAACGGGAACUGAAACCUUGUUGUACUCUCUGUUUGAAGGCCAAGGGAUAAAUAUAUGAUCGAGUGAGUAUAAGUUCAUGAGAUUUCAGUUUGCUUUGAAAUAAUUAACAAAUAACGGGAAACUUUGAAAGUAUUAUUUAUCAAAGUCAGAAAGAGGGCAAAAAGAAAAAGCUGGGUGGUUUAGGACGAAUGACGAGUGACGUGAUAAAUAGAGGGCCGGGUUUCCAAAUUUUCAUGGGCAAAAAGUUCUGUGUACGUACAGUAAAGUGUCUUAAAAAGUUUACUAGAUUUUGUUAACCAUAGUGCAUCCAAUAAAGAAGACUAACUAAAGAGGAGAGAGAUCAAAACUGUGUCAAUAAAUCUUCAUGAUACUGAAUGUACCAAGAGUGGUGAAAAGAUUGACCGAUAUAACAACAACAACAACAACAACAACAACACAUAAUAAUAAUUAUUAUUAUAAUAAAAAUAAUAAGAAUAAUACUAAUAAGAAUAAUAAUGAUAAGAAGAACAACACAGCCUAUAUGUUGAGAGAGAAGAAAUCUAGUAGUUUAUACUGUUGAGAAUAUAUAUUACAAUACUUGUAAUUGAUUCAUAACAAUAAAGUUCACGUGAAAAAGCUAAAAUGUUUUGAAGAAUGGUAAAAAUAUACCAUUUAAUCAGGGUUUUUUUUAAUUUGUUGAGUCCAGAAAUUACUGAAUAAGAUCACUACAUUUGAAAGUUUCAGACUAGGAAAGAAAGAGCUUCCCUAACAGCGCAACCGAUCAGAACAAAUGAUAUAGCUUAUGACAUCAUAAUACUUUAAAAUACCAUAAUACGGAACCUGAGAGCAGACAUAAUAUGGCUCCAAUAUCAAUCAAAGUGCUUCUUGCUCUGAGAUUAAAAACUUAGAACCAUAUAAUGUUUGACGAAACAAUUAAGUACAAGGCCCAGGGUUGAACCUAAGUAAACAGUUUCCUCAUGUCCCAGUUCAACGACUUGCAAGCAACUCUCGGUACGUGCGUUUACAAUAACGUUAAAACUUUGUACGAGACCGUACUUAAUGUUUCCGUAGGCAUUUAGAACGAGCGAGUCCAAAAAAGUAAUUAUUGUAACCACUGAUGUAUAACAGAACAACAGCGAUAACAACAUGAAAAUGAAAAAAAGAAAGAUUAAUGAAUCCAUCUUUUUAAAACAGUAUUCUUAUCUCAAUAUAGAUUCGUUAAUAAAUGAAAUGAAAAGAACUUAAACUUUUCUUUUGUUAAUAAAUGAAAUAUAAAGAAUUUAAAGUUUCAGUGUUGUUUCUAUUUAUGUGCUUGUGGCUUCACUGGCCUCUACAUCUACAUCUACAAGGGUCCGUGCACACUUCGGUCAAUCUAAUUUUCUAUUUUUCCAACAAAAACGGAAAAAGGAAAUAUUACUUAUCGUUAUCAUAUUUACAUAUUUUAAAGUACAGAAAAAAAUAGAAAAAAAGAAAAUGGUCAGGAAAAUUGAUCAUUUUUUCGUUUUUCUAAUUUUGAAGUCCGCUUCAAAAAUUCAAAAAAUACUGUAAACGGCUAAAGGCGAUAUUUUGCUAUUUUUUAUUUUCUUGCUAUUGUUAGAAAAUGAGAAAAAUGAAAUAAUCUCCGAUUCUUAACUCAUUUUUCUAUUUUUCCGUUUUUAGCAAAAAAUAGAAAAACGGAAAAAUGAAAAAAUCAUAUUUAUUCCCACCAUUUUUUCAUUUUUUCAUUAUUCCAUUUUGUUCAAAAAAUGAAAAAAUAGAAAAAUAGCAUACCUAUCGCCUAAUUUUCCAUAAUCCCAUUUUAACAAGAAAAAUGAAAGUAUGAUAAGCGUUGCGAGCAAUUUUGUCAUUUUGUCAUGGAAAAUUAGGCGAUAGGUAUGCUAUUUUUCUAUUUUUUCAUUUUUUGAACAAAAUGGAAAAAAUGAAAAAAUGGUGGGAAUAAAUAUGAUUUUUUCAUUUUUCCGUUUUUCUAUUUUUUGCGAAAAACGGAAAAAUAGAAAAAUGAGUUAAGAAUCGGAGAUUAUUUCAUUUUUCUCAUUUUCUAACAAUAGCAAGAAAAUAAAAAAUAUCGCCUUUAGCCGUUUACAGUAUUUUUUGAAUUUUUAAAGCGGACUUCAAAAUUAGGAAAAUGAAAAAAUGAUCAAUUUUCCUGACCAUUUUCUUUUUUUCUAUUUUUUUCUGUACUUUUAAAUAUGUCAAUAUGAUAACGAUAAGUAAUAUUUCCUUUUUCCGUUUUUGUUGGAAAAAUAGAAAAUUAGAUUGGCCGAAGUGUGCACGGACCGUAUGACAACAUCGUAUAUUUUCCACUAUUCUUAAACUAAAAUGUGUUUUCUCCUACACAUUGUUUUCCUGUUCUUUGGUUACGAGCGCUCUUUCAUAAUCAUGGAAGUUCCCCCACAAUUUCUAUUUCAAGGGAGGGAGGGAAGAAAAGUAUGCUCUGGUCAUUUAGCAACUUUUAACCGCAAAGAAAAACACAAGACAUACACACUUCAUACACACUGAAGUUUUUUUUCGGCCCACAAUGUAACUUCUGGGUCAACUAGCUAAAUGUGCCAGCCAAUAAAGACAAUAAUUAAAGUCUAAUGUUUUUACUACCUUCAUUUAGAAAAGGCUAUUCGAGUCAGGGAGGGGGCUGAGGCUAAUUAUUGUUACAUCAGUUUUAUCCAAAAAAACCAUUUUACCACUUCCUUACGUGUAUUUGUAUAAGAAGACAUUUUACAAGGAAAUAAGCGAGUUUUUUUGUUUAUUUGGUACGCAUUAAAUUGCUUGCAAUGAUAUUGUUUUCGAUACAUUUUCAAUAAAAUGAAAUUGAGAAAUAGUUGAUUGUCGUUUAAGGCAUACAUUGCGUUUUUGCAACAUGAUUACUCAUCGAAUUGCCACGUCGUGUUGGCUGGUGGCUACAAUGGAUAUUUUAAACGCUCUGAUCAUUUGCUACUGAUUAAACUUUGACACACAAGACAGCAUGAUUUGUUUAAGUAACUACCUACUGUGUCUUUGUUUAACACCCAAGCUAGUAAGUUUUUUUUCAUGGAUAAUAAUUUUCUUAUCUAAACUCCUCCCUGUAACUAGUCGUAGAUCGUUUUUAUCAAAAGGUCUGUCUCAUAUUUUUUGCUUGGCCAGUAAAUACAUCGGAUUGGUCUCCGAUUUCUUUUUGUAUGAAUUUCUAUUAGCGAUUCAUUGCGACCAGCUGUACGUUGUUAAUACAUUAAUAUUGCUUUAGUAGUUUCAAUCUCUUCGUUUUUGAUCAUGACCGACGAAAUUCAUCACUUAGUACAAAGUUUGACCUAUUCUCAUUCGUAUAAAAGCCGCCGCGUGACGAUUUAAUCAACUAGAUUAGUGUGUGCUCCCCCGCGAAGCAGUCUAUUGGUCCUUUACGGUCCCCAGGGAAAUUCCCUAGGCCUUUUAUACGCCCUAGCAAACAAAUUCACCGUCUUCUCCCAAGUCUACUCUACAACGGGCAAGCAAGUUUCCCCACCCUCCUCCCCUUCAGCGGCGCUGGCAAAUUUUCUCUAUCAGCCCACCUUAUGCCUUAUGCAAAAUUUUUCACCCAUAACUUAUCCAUCAAAAGGUAUAAGGUGGCUUUUAUGCGAAUGUGAAUUAGUUACUAUCGCGUUUCGGUUUAAAUGAAAAUAUAUUCAAAUUACUGUGUGAUGACGACUUUAUAAAUUAUGAAUUACGGGCUCUGUUUUAAUGCUCUGCUCUUGUUUUAAUUCCAAACAAGGGAAUAUUUCGGAUGCUACGAUUACAACUUUAUGUGUCAAUGAAGGGAGAAAGUAUGGUCUUGUUUAUUAAAUGCGCAUUAAAUUGCAAGCAAUGAUGAACUUUCUUUAUAUUAACCUAAAAAGCUGGAGAUAAAUAAAUAUGAUUCACGUUUUGAUAGCUGCCUCGGAUGAAUUUAAUACCACUAUCCAUUAAGUAAGUUAAUAAAGCAUAGUAUAUGGUCCUUGAUUUCUUUCUUAAUAAAAUGAAAUUGAAACAUACUUCUCGAGUUGAUUGUAGUUUAAGGCAUAUAUUACUUUUUUGGAAUAUGAUUACUCAUUGAAUUGCCUCCUGGUGUUGGCUGGUUUCAUUAAGCUGAGACUCAGACAAUGGGCCGGUGUUUUAGACGUUCUGAUCGUUUGCAGCUGAUCAAGUCUGACACAUAUAUGACCGAAUGAUUUUUUAAGUAACUACCCACUGUAUCUUUGUUUUAAAACCCCAGCUAGUAAGUUUUUUUAUAGGUAAUGUCUUAACUUUUUUUUGUCUGAACCCUCAGUCCUAAGACUCGUCGUAAGUCGUAUUUAAUUAAAACUUGGGCGUUUUUUAUAGUUUUUACUUGAGUUCAGCAAACACGUUGGAUUGGUGUCCGACCUAAUAGUCAGCUUUUAACGCCUUCCAAACUAAAAUGUGGUUUUCCAAUUUGGAAAAAUCCAGAACAGUAUUGACCUUUGAUACUGAAAAACUUUGUGUUUCUGAAAGGUUUUCGCUAAUUAGAAGGAGAAAAAAUAAUAGUGUUCAGUUGUGUCCACAACUGGCGCGCACACAAGCGAGACUAACUACCUACUGUGCUGGUCUAUGUUUUAAAAGCUUAGCUAGUAAUUUUUUUUUCGGGGAACAAGUUCCUUCUUUCAUGUCAAGAGACUCGUCGUUUGUCAUAGUUACUAAAAAAACGUGCGUUUGUUUCACUUUAGUCCAGCAAACAUGCAGGAUUGGUCUCAUACUUAAUAGUCUGCAUCAUCCUCUAAACCAUUGCUUAACUCUUUUCUGUUUGACUUUGUGUUUACGAUUCACCACAAACCAGCUGCCAUUUCUACUUUGAUAUUGCGCCAAUAGUUUCGAAUAACUCACUUCCAUUUGACUGACGAACUUUAUCCUGAUACAAUUAAAGAAUUAUAAUACAAAAAUAUUUUCAGCCUAAAAUCGGCAGAAAAAACAUAAUAUUCAGCCUGUGUGUUUUAAACUGAAGAAACUGAAGCUAUAUAAUACGACUUGCAUCUUAUUAGUUGCUCUAAUUAUUAAGGAACAGAUGAUUUAUUAAGUGACUGGGGUGCUGUAUCUUUAGGCUGCCUCACACUCUUUAAGUCACCCGUGAGCAUGCAAUUUAUCAGAAAAUGUGUUCAUGGGUCCAGCAAAUACUGUUGGAUUGGUUUUCGACGUAAAAAUUCCGUUUUCCUCUCAAGUCACCUCUCAGCUCGUUCUGUCUGACUGUAUGUUUGCGAUUCAUGAUUGAAAACCAACUGCCUUUUGCUUAUUUAAUAUUGCAUCAGUAGUUUCAUAUAACUUCCUUCCUUUUUAACUGACGAACUUCAACAUUUAUACGACCUAUUGCGUUUCGCUUGAAAGAAAAUUAAUACUAAUUACUGUGUGAUGAUAACGUUACAUUUAAAGUUUCAACUCCGGGUUCAGACAUGCAAAGUUUCAAUUUCAAGCAAGGUGAGUGUUUGGAUAUUGUGAGCACGACUUAGGGACUUUUUUUACUAACUCCACAGUUCUCAGUUAAAAACCAAUUGCCAUCGGAAGAGGAAGUCUGGAGAAUAUUCAGUAAGUCUCGCAAAGAGUAAUUUCCAGCGUCAGUCUCGUGCAAAAAAGAAAAAAAUUGCAGAGUUCCUCAAAAGUAUGGCUGCUGAAACUUAAGACUGUGUAUAACGCUCCAUUCAAUGGUGGAAGCUGAAGGUCAGUCUCAUUCAAAAACGGAUGACAGCAAUGAAAUGUACGUAUUAUAGAAACUGAACGCUGAUUAGGGCUAUGUAAAAAAAAAAAAAAAAAAAAAAAAAAGAUGGCAAGUGCUGAAGGCUUGAAUUUGACAUUUGUUUUCUUCAACGCUUUCUUCUCUUUCACCGCCAUCGUAUUAAACAUCAUUACCAUGCAAGCGCUCAGAAAAACGUCGUCGUUGCCUAAGACUUUAAAAACAUUGCUAUUAAGCUUGGCUGUGUCUGAUCUGGGUGUAGGCUUACUUGUCCAUCCACUGUAUGUUGCAACUCUUGUGAUAGAAAAAAACAGUACUGCUUAUUCUACAGUAGAGUUAGCGCGUUCAAUCCAUGCAAAAAUAUUGGUCUUUGCUUCGAAUUUUGGUGUUUUUGCAUUAGCUGUGGACAGAUUCUUGGCCAUUCAGCUUCAUCUCAGAUAUCAGGAGCUUGUGACACACAAACGAGUUGUUGCUGUUGUGAUCUCAGUCUGGGUGUUUAGUGCAUCAAUUUCCUAUCCAAGUCAUCCUAUUAUGCGAGCGGUCAUUGUAGUUGUUUGUGUCACAACUACAGGAUUGCUUUAUUGCAAGAUAUACGCUUCCGUCAGACACCACACAAAUCAGAUUCACGCUCUGCAAGUGCAACAGGCGACACAGAAUGAAGAUAUGGCAAAUGGCGCAAGGCUGAAAAAAUCUUCACUGGCUACAUUCUACGUUUAUUUCGUGUACUUAGUUUGCUAUUUGCCACUUUUUUGUUAUCUUUUUGCUAAGACCGUCAACGGUGAAACUCCCUUGUUAUCUCAUUUAUUGUAUUUCACAAGGACACUUGUGUAUCUCAAUUCAUCCCUCAAUCCCUUGAUCUACUGCUGGAAGAUGAGACACAUUCGACAAACUGUUAUGGAUAUACUUUGAAAUAUUUUCGCGAUUUGUCCCCGCUAAAGAAAGGAUCUAACUGAGAAUAACUUAAUCGGCUUUUUUCUCUCUGAGUGGUGAAAAAAUUGGCUUUCCAGCAAUACUAUUAGAAAAAUGACACUAAAUAUAAAAGGGAACUGAAACCUUCUUGAGGGGGGCAUUGCGAUUUUCGGUUUUGCGGUUUUGGCUAUUUUUUAGAUCGGUUUUUCGGUUUUUGUUGCAAAAGACUUCGGUUUUUCGGUUUUGGUGGUCAUUGCGGUUUGCGGAUUUUUCGUUUUUUAGCAUCUGGUUUUCAGUUUUCGUGAAAAAUACUAGCGGUUUUUCGGUUUUGGUACCCGAUGUGGUUUUUGGUUUUUGGAAGGGCAGUGAGGUUCAAUAAUCGACUCCUUUUUUGAGUAUCUGUUUAUUACCACAUUAAACCUUAGAGCAAGUUCCUGCUGCCAUGUAAAACUGAAAAGGAACUAAUUGUACCGGUUAGCUUCCUCAGUGUCGACUCAGCUCAGUGCAAUCGCAUGUUAGACAAUCGAGUCUCCAAACUUUCAGGUGUUAGUUAUCAAAUGGAAAUGUUCGAUUAGAGAUUUUCGAUUGAAGUUUCCAGGGCUAUAGCUUUUUACGACUGCAAAAUUGCAAUUCUAAAGAGGACUUGUGUGCAAAUUCUCCUAAGUUAACUAGGCUCCAUAACUAGCGGCUUUUCGGAAAUUGAGCCGCAAAGUCUGGGCUCGAGAGAGCGGCAGAAACAAAGCCUAUGAUUAAGCAGACACAAAAAGAUACGAAGGCUUCAGACAAAGUCCAUGACAUUCACAAAUACUUUGGUGAAAUUAGUGUUAGUUUAGUUUGCUCUGUAUGCCCCACUUGUCACCACUGUAUCGGUUUUUGACGGUUUUGUAUGCGGUUUUCGGUUUUGGCCGAAUUUUUUUGCGGUUUUGCGGUUUUAUAUGAUUUUUUUCUUCGGUUUUGCGGUUUCUAAUAUACCCCAAUGCCCCCCUCCUUCUUGUACUCUCUGUUUGAAGGCCAAGGGAUAAAUAUAUGAUCGAGUGAGUAUGAGAUUUCAGUUUGCUUCGAAAUAAUUAACAAAUAACGGGAAACUUUGAAAAUAUUAUUUAUCAAAGUCAGAAAGAGGGCAAAAAGAAAAAGCUGGGUGGUUUAGGACGAAUGACGAGUGACGUGAUAAAUAGAGGGCCGAGUUUCCAAGUUUUCAUGGGCAAAAAGUUCUGUGUACAGUAAAGUGUCUUAAAAAGUUUACUAGAUUUUGUUAACCAUAGUGCAUGUAAUAAGGAAAACUAACUAAAGAGGAGAGAGAUCAAAACUCUGUCAAUAAAUCUUCCAUACUGAAUGUGCCAAGAGUGGCGAAACGAUUUACCGAUAUAACAACAACAACAACACAUAAUAAUAAUUAUUAUUAUUACAAUAAAAAUAAUAAGAAUAAUGCUAAUAAGAAUAAUAAUGAUAAGAAGAACAACACAGCCUAUACUAUUUGUUGAGAGAGAAGAAAACUAGUAGUUUAUACUGUUGAGAAUAUGUAUUACAAUACUUGUAAUUGGUUCACAUCAAUAAAGUUCACGUGAAAAAGUUAAAAUGUUUUGAAGAAUGGUAAAAAUAUACCAUUUAAUCAGGGUUUUUUUUAAUUUGUCGUGUCCAGAAAUUACUGAAUAAGAUCACAACAUUUGAAAGUUUCAGACUGGGGGAGAAAGAGCUCUCCUCACAGCGCAACCGAUUGGAACAAAUGAUGGAUAGCUAAAUGACAUUAUAAUACUAACCAGAAAGCAGUCAUAAUAUGGCUCCAGUAUCAAGCAAAGAGCUUCUUGCUCUCAGAGAUUAAAACUUAAAACCAUAACGUUUGACGAAACAAUUAAGUAUAAGGCCCAGGGUUGAACCUAAGUACACAGUUUCCUCAUGUCCCUGUUCAACGUCUUGCAAGCAACUCUCGGUACGUGGGUUUACAAUAAAGUUGAAACCUUGUACGAGACCGUACUUAAUAGGGCCAUUUAUACGAGGAAAAGUAAGACGCGUCUUACAUAGGACGCGUCUUAAAUAAGACGCGAACUUUCCGUAUAAACGGCACAUUUCAUCUAAAAUAAGACGCGUCUUAGCUAAGACGAGAAAAACUUCGUAUAAAUGACCUUCGCGUCUUAAAUAAGACGCGAACGCAUAGUACGCAUGCGUUGAUUUUUGGCGCGCUACGUUGGAUUGGAGUUGCUACGGGCAACAUUCACAUGAAAACGAGUCAAGAACAGAAAUAAGACGCGAACCAUUUAUACGAGCUGUUCUCGUCUUAGAUAAGACAUGCUCGUACAAAUGGUACAGUUCGCGUCUUAUUUAAGACGCGUCUUAUGUAAGACGCGUCUUAUUUUUCCUCGUAUAAAUGGCCCUAAUGUUUCUAUAGGCAUUUAGAAAGAGCGAGUCCAAAAAGUAAUUAUUGUAACAAACGAUGUAUAACAGAAGAAAAGUAACAACGUGAAAAUGAAAAAAACAAAUGACAAAAAUCGUAUAUUUUCCACUAUUCUUAAACUAACAUGUGUUCUCUCCGACACGUUAAUUUUCCUGUUCGGUGGUUACGAGAGCUCUUUCAUAAUCAUGAAAGUUCUUCCACAAUUUCUGUUUCAAGGGAGGGAGGGAAGAAAGGUAUGCUCUUGUCAUUUAGCAACUUUUAACCUCAAAGGAAAAUACAAUACAUGCACACUUCAUACAAACUGAAGUUUUUUUUUAUUUUGGCCUACAAUGUAACUUCUAGGUUUAACACCCUAGCAAGUAGCGUUUUUUUAAUGGGUAAUAAAUUUUCUAUCUAGACUCCUCCCUGUGACUCGUCAUAGAUCGUUGUUUAUCAAAAGGUCUGCCCCAUAUUUUUUGUUUGGGUCCAGUAAAUACAUUGGAUUGGUCUCCGACUUGAAAGUCGAUUUUUCCUAUAAACCAUCGUUUAACUCUUUCUUUGUGUAUGACUUUGUAUUAGCGAUUGAUUGCAACCAGCUGCUGUUAAUAGAGCAUUUUCGUGUGACCUUGAAACGAAAACGAAUUUAUUAUAAUUAAAAUUUUUUCGUUUUUUUAUAGUUUUUACUUGAGUUCAGCAAACAAGAAAAAAAAACAAAAAACCUUAUUGAGUUAUCUCCAAAAUUGAACAUUACAGUUGGACAGAUUGUGAAAACUAAAGUCCGGGUAAAUUUAAAACAUAAUAAAAUCAUUUUUAAUCAUUUUUUAUCUUGUAUAGUAAUACUACUUUGCAAUGACGAAUAAGUAUGCCAAAAGAAUAUAAUGCACUGCCCUUGAAAAACUAACAAAGAGGUUGCAAGAACACAAAUAAGUAGCCCAGCAAAUAUUUUUGUUUGACGAUAACAACUUUUUGUAAUGAAAUGGUCACUGCCGGAAAACUACCCAUGCAAGACAUACUAAGGAACUUAAAAGAAACUAAACAUUCACAAGUCUUACAUUGAAACAAGACAUUGCUAUAUAUAUAUCUUACAGAAACAACAUAAAACAUUUAUAUAACAUACAAAUUCAAAAGAAUAUUGCAAACAAGAAAAUUAUACAUAAUUAUGCACAAAUGAAAUGCAAAUGGCCUGUAACAGCCAUUAAACCAUUGAAAAACAAACUUUUUAGUGUGACCAGCAACCCUAGCACACUUGUAUACUUCAUGUCCAGUAUGAUUUAAUUUCAUUCUUGGUUAAAUUUAUUAACUGCAGCCAGGCUUAAAGGGAACCUCCACUCUUACUACAGAAUAAGUUUAAAUCGAUUAAAAUUAUGUUGAUAAACAAAUUUGUUCGAAAUUUGUCCUUAAAAAAGUGUUUAUAUCAGGAAAAGUGAAUUUUAAAAUCGCUUAUUUUCACUUUCAAAUUUCGCGGGCGCCGCCAUCUUGAAUAAUUGCGACGUGUUACGGUUGCUCUAUAGUUCUGACACAAAGAGCUUUUGUUUAAUAACAAUAGGGCAACCGUAACACUUCACAAUUAUUCAAGAUAGCGACGCCCGCAAAAUUUGAAAACAAAAAUGGGCGAAUCUAAAAGUUAUUUCUUUCGGAUACAAACGCUUUCUUUAAAAAUAUUUUAGAUUGACUUGACUGUAACAUUUAUUUCCUGUGAUUUAAAGUUAUCUUUUUGUUGAAGUGGAGGUUCCCUUUAAUCAAACUUGAUGCAAAAUUACUUUCCUGUUUCCUUGUCUACAAUAUAUAAUAUUAAGAGGGAGAAUAUAACGCUAGAAAUAUUAUACAGUAGUACAAUCAAAAGAUAAGGCACCUCCAGGAAAUCGAGUUGGUCCCUACUAUUCUUCAGUCAUUUUCUUUUACUCUCUAUAAGAGUUACACCUGUCCAUUAAUACAGACAUUUUGUGCCAGUCCCAACAGUUUCCAUCUGAGAACUGACUGUAGUUUGUUCAACACCACACUUAAGCCUCUGACGAAAAAAAUAUAUGUUACACAGCAGUCUUAAUUUAUUCUACUUGCAAUCAAAUUAAGACCUCUUCAUGUUCUUCUUCAUAUUCACGGUAUUAUGAACUCGUUUAUCUUUCAGUGUGUGUUCUGACUAGUAGUCUUUUCAGGCGGGCACUCAUUGUUGUCCUGCAAAAAAUCAUUAUAAUAACAAAUAAACACGUUAUAGGAUUUAAUUUUACAGACGAAUCUUUGUGGGGAUUUGAAAGCAAAUUUCUCCAUAGGCUUCUUUCUGUUUCUGUGCAAUACAACCUUUAGAUUUAUACCGCAGUGGAGCAGAAUUUGUUGUUGUUCAUGUACAGACUGUCACACGAGAUCAUUCGAAUGCAAUUUUCUAGUAGAACUUUAAAAAUAGUCAGAACCUUCUUGGAUCGCGGUUCUGUAACUAAAAAAAAUUAUUUACCAUCUUAGUGUAUCUAAAAAAAAGAAAAACCGCUAAAUUGGGCAACUGAAAUCUUUUAUUUUACUAACAGGCUAAACGUCGACUUACAAAACAAAAACCUUGCCAUCGCCAUUAUGAAGUCGUCACUUCAGAAGUAAAAGAACCUUAAAGGUUCAUAAAAGUUCACUCUAAAAAGUUGCAUGCACAAACAAAAGUUAUAAAACCAUUUUUUGUAGCCGUUUAUUAUCAUUUGGUUUUGACUGGCAGGAUGAAACGUGACAUGUUCAACGAUUCGAUGGGCCAUUUUGACACUACAUAAACAUAAAAGGCGAGGAAACAUCUUAACUUAUAAGACUUACUGUAAAAUAUCACCUAAAUAGUUUCUGUAUAUCGCAUAGAAAUACGCCAAAUAUCAAAUCUAAUUAUAGAUUGCAGCGAUCUAAACAUAUAAAGCAAAAACUCCUAACCUACCUCCAGCUCGGCGCCAUUUUUCUUGCCCUGACAGCGGUAACACUUGACAGCGGUCGGAGCGGAAAGGCCAACUAGUUCCAGUCCUACUCCGCAUCAUACCUGCAUGAACAAAAACCAGAUUCGCGCUCUGCAAGUACCUGAACAAGUAGCUCAGAAUGGAGACAUGGCAAAUGCCGCAAGGCUGAGAAAAACUGCUGUUGCUACAUUUCACAUGUAUAUCUUGUUUUUAAUUUUUCAUAUUUAUAGUUUGUUCAAAAAAUAUAUAAACUCGUGUAAUGCGAAGCUGCGAAGGCAACACCGAAGAACGGUAAAAAACAACAAUAGGUCUAAUUAGCAAAAAAGCAACUUUGCACGUGCAGCACACUUUUUUGUACAUUUCUUUGCCGUUGUGUUGCACGACUACAACGUGAAACUUCCACAAACUUCUUAGUUACACGCUUUAUGGGGGAAAUGUCGUACGUGUUCUCGCUCACUUUUUUUUCACUGCCGCUCAUUUUCACAUUGCAUUGGUGGCCGCUAGCAUUUCUCAUUUUCUCACCGCAGCUACAAAAUUGUCAUGUUGUUCUUGUAACAAAAAACUGUCUCCUUUUUUGUUUAUCUCUCGCUCUAGAUUUCUGUCGCCCUUUUUCUCGUUGAGCUUCGCUGGUGUGCCGCCUAGUUUCUCUUUUUUUUCUGUCUUUCACUUCCUCUAUUUUCCAAUUUUUUGGGAAUGACAGUUCAAUUAAUCUAAGCUUUUAAGCUUAGAUUUAUUGUCAUGUCCAAAAAUUUGGGGAAGUAUUACAAUACUUCAGACAACACGGAUACAGAAACAAUUUCUGCUUUCCGUUUUCGUCUUUAUUGACUCUUUAGUUGUCUCUGCUUUACAACACUUCAGUGGCUAUGCGAUUUUCCGCCCAAAUAACCUCGAGUUCCAUUUGGGUUGCCAUACCUGUUGAUUGACUUAUUUUACAUUGGUAUGCCUGUGGUGCGGACAGACGGUCAGUUGCUCGGUCGGGCGGUGUACGGUCACUUGAUUACCCAAUUUUUUAGGAUGGGUAGAUUUACUUAGCUAUGGAGCUACGCUACGAACAGAGUUAAUUUACACGUUCAGGGAUGGUUUAAACUUUGGAGAAGGUAUCCUUAAUAUACAGGUAGCUACAACUGGAUUAAUACAGGUUUCAAUGUAUUUCUCUGAUGCACAGAUAACCAAAUUUUCUUACCCACGGUGCACUGCUGCGCGCGCGAGAGCUUUGCCAAAAAUGUGGUGAACCAAGACGUUCAAAACGCCAAAAUAGAUUUAUGCCAGGCGGCAGCCAUUUUGUCUCAGGAGAUUUAAAAAGCUUUGUUUAUGCACAGCAAGCCUCGUAGAGAGAACAAGGCUUUCUAACAAAGCUUUUUAAAUCUCCUGAAACAAAAUGACCGCCGUGGGACAAAGGUCCAUUGCCUAAUUCCUUUGUAUCGCGUAUCGUCUGUCUGGCCUGGGGGUUAAUUAGUCCCUCUAAUUAUAAUGACCAAUGCGGGGAGGCUCAGCCCGAAAAGGGUACCUUUUUCACGCCUCAAGUAUAUGAAAGGGUAGGGAUUUCACUAGUUGAAGUAAAUGAAACUGUAGGUAGAUUUGUCAUUUCGGUCCGUAACAAGGCCCAACACAACUGAAAGACGCAUUAUGUCUGUGAGAGAGUCGGCGCGAGAAAACUUUCUGGCUUUCAGAUUUGUUCACAUGAAAAGACAGUCCAUUUACAGCAGUUCGAAGGGAUACAAAGUUCUAAACAAGGUAUGUGGAAGGGGUACCAUUUAUCAGUAGAAGGCAGACGAAAGGGGUACUGUUGAAGUGACAAAUGAAAUAACUGAUUACAAAUGUUGUAAAAAUUGGCCACAAAUGUGAUAGAAACCUAAAAUGCUAUCAAAACCGUAUAUUACUCGAUAGAGUACCGCUUUAAAUUAAAUUCCGCGGCUCCCUUUCGAAAAACACAACUCUUUUGCCGUGAUUUAAUCCAAAGAGCGCAGCCCUCAAAUAACUUUCGCAACUUAAAGUCGAAAAACAAUAAGCGCCGUGGCGCUCUUUCCAGUAAACAGAAUUUAAUACACUCUUCUUGCGCCCGCUCGCUCGCUGUCCGGACGAGAAACAUUGUUUUACUUGGCCUGACCGUAUCAGCAAAUCGGGACUUGUGCGAGAAUUUGCAUCAUAUAUUGGGAGUGUCACGUGGACAAACUAAAAGCAAGUGGAAACUCCUGAUCUGCCUUCCCCGCGUACGCAUGGGAGAACUGCCUUGCGGUUCUCAGCAAGCAGCUCCCAAGAAUGGCUCAAUGACCAAAAUAGUGUUUCCUCAAGAUCAACACGGAUACAAACUGGAAAAUAUGAAAUCUGCGACGUUCCCACAUGCACAUGUUACAGUUACAAAUCUUAAAACUAAAAGACUGGUAUAUAACAACUAAAUAUUACAGAUUGGACCAUAACGAUUACAGUAGAUUAAAACAGAAAAGAAUAACACAGCAGUUCACACAAAAGCAUUAGACCUGUUAAUUUUUCGAAAUCAUACCUUCAACUGAUUCUAGCCUUAAAUUCAUCCAGAGCUAAAUCUUUAGGUGCUAACUUAUUCAUGUACAAGUAAUUUUUAGCAAGCAGAAGAGUAAAAUCGAGCCUUUUGACAAUUUCCAAUUAAUCAUUUCUAUCUUUUAAAAAGCUCAAAGUACUAUUUCUUUUGACGCGAUUUCUCAAACCCCGAACUUUGAGUGACAAGAUGAAGUGUUUACCUUGUACCGUUACUGUAAGAUAAUGCCAUAGGGAAAAAACACUAAAAGAGAAUCUGUUAAUUAACUGGCCGAUAAUCAGGAGAAUAGCUACCAUCAAGAGGAUAUAAGUACAACUCAGUGCCGGAUACAGGCCUUGAAAUAAGGGGAGCGAGGAGGGGGGAAGGGGGGUCAUCCAGACCCUUAGAUAAGAGGGGCCCAGUCUCCGAAAAAAGUUUUUUUUGGCCCUUCGGGCCUCAGUUUGGUCUAAAAAUAAGAGGGGGGGAGGCAGGUCCCCCUGGGCCCCUCCCCUGGAUCUGCCACUGCAACUUCAGACAAACAAAUUUCAAUGAUUUUUCAAGGACAAAUUACAGUUUUUAAGGACUAAGAUUUUUUAAUAAAUCAGCAUUCUUUAACCCCCUUUGAUCACUCUAUUGGCUUUAGCUCUGUUGCCGACGUCAUUAAAGACUUUAAAAUUUAGUCGGACUCGACUUUGUUGUUUGUUUUUCUCUCUUCUAUGGCUAAGUCCGGAUAGACUUUCUCUCUCUAAAAAGUCGGGGUGGAAAAAACCCCGUGUUGCAUUUGCCAUACCUGUUGAUUGAGUUAUUUUACAUUGGUAUGCCUGUGGUGCGGAAGGGUGUGCGUACGCUCACGUGAUUAUUAAUGCACAGUGAACCAAAAUUCUUACCCAUGGUGCACUGCUGCGUGCGCGAGAGCUUAGCCAAAAAUGUGUGUGGUGAACCAAGACGUCCAAAACGCCAAAAUAGGUUUUUGUCACGCGGCAGCCAUUUUGUCUCGGGAGACUUAAAAAACUUUCUUUAUGCACAGCUAGCCUCGUAGACCUUUAACCUUCUGUUGGGGCAUGAAGAUUUUCAGAGGUUUCAAGGAAAUUUUUUGUCUGAUCUGAAUUUGUCUGCAAGAAAAAUAUUAAAAUGUUAAGCGACUAUCCGCGGAGCAAAAGUUACGGAAUCAUAGCUUUCAACCUUAAACGUUGUUUCAAUGAACAUAAUUUAAUAUCUACUGCGAGCGUAAAGUCACGGCAUUGCUCAAGCACUUUACAACUGCAAAAUAUAUUCAAGUCUUCAGCCUCGCCGACGCCUAUUUCCCUUUCGUAAACAAUCGUUGCCAUUUACAACACGCGAUACCACCAUGUUGGUAACCAAGCCUUUUGUCAUGAUGUAAUAUGUUCCCUGGAUUAACUUACAAUAAGAACGCUCUUAAAAGGACGAGUCUCGCUUGCUUGGAGAUUAGAUAACAGAUAAGGAGGCGAUUAAUUCUAUGCGAAGCAGGAUUUCUUCGCUAAAAGGUUUCACUUCCGCUUUAUCGACGGUCGAGUUUUCUUCAGAAUAUUUGACAAAUUCAGAAUAUUUAAUGAAUAUUUUCUUCAGAAUAUACGCGUGUACAAAUACAAAUCAUUGCUAGAAAGUAAAAACAUAAUGAACAUGGCGUGUCAUUUCAGUCAUCGCCAAAAAUAAACCGCAUGCUCAUCACAAGACUCAUUUUCAUACAAUGAAAGUUUACAACGCCCGACCAGUUUAUAGCUUUUCCAUCAAAGUUUUCAGUGAAGGAUUCACUUGUUCCAAAGUAAUCAACGCUUUCAAGCAACAGAAUUCGUGGACCGACCCGUUCCCGAAAGUUCGACAUCUCUGCAUCAAUCUUUCCUAAGCUUUCUUCACAAAAUAGAGCAUGGCGUUGUGACAGGUAGCAAUUUCCAUCCUCAGUUUCCACGAUCUCCACUAGUAACGCCUGGGACCAUGAUUCCCCUUUUGGCGCGCACACAAGCGAGACUAACUACCUACUGUGCUGGUCUAUGUUUUAAAAGCUUAGCUAGUAAUUUUCUUUUUUUUUCGGGGAACAAGUUUCUUCUCUCAACUCAAAAGACUCGUCGUGUGUCACAGUUACUAAAACAAAAGGGCGUUAUCAAUCAUUUGCCUCAGUCUGUCUUAUGACGAGGCACUUAAUGAAACUGGUAUUCCGACCAUUAUUUCAUAUUGCGAGGACAUAUGUGACAAGGUUUUUAACGCUGCCCUCUGCAACAAGGAUAACAAACUUAACAAGUUAUUAACUGAAGCCAAUAAGGCUCCAUAUUUACUAAGAAAUCACCGAUACUUUGCACUUCCAAAGUGGAAAACGGACCGUUUUAAGAACACUUUUAUUUUGUCAUCGUGCCUAAUUAAAGAACAAUUAAAUGAUUCGGUUUGAAUGCUUUUAUAUAUUAUAUGCAUGAAUUUUUAAUAUAUUUAAUAUUGAUGUAUGGUAAAUUAUUUUAUUUUUAGCUUAGUUUUAUUCGUAAAUACGCAAUUUAGCCUCUGGCUGCCCACGUAUUUAUUUUUGAAUAAUGGGUGUUUGUUUCGCUUAAGUCCAGCAAACAUGUAGCGGAUUGGUCUCAGACCUAAUAGUCCGCGCUUCCUCUAAACGAUCGUCUAACUCUUUCCUGUUUGACUUUCUGUUUACGAUUCACCGCAAACCAGGUGCCAUUUCUACUUUGAUAUCGCGGCAAUAGUUUCGAAUAACUUACUUCCAUUUGACUGACGAACUUUAUCCUAAUACAAUUAAAGAAUAAUACAAGAAUAUUUUCAGCCCAAAAUCGGCAAAGAAAAAUAAGAAUAUUCAGCCUAUGUCUUUUAAACUGAAGCUAUAUAAUACGACUUACAUCGUAUUAGCUGCUUUAAUUAUUAAGGAACAGAUGAUUUAUUAAGUAACUAGGGUGCUGUAUCUUUAGGCCGCCUCACACUCUUUAAGUCACCCGUGAAAGUGCAAUUUAUCAAAAAAUGUGUUCAUGGGUCCAGCAAAUACUGUUGGAUUGGUUUGCGACGUAAAAGUUCCGUUUUCCUCUCAAGUCACCUCUCAGCUCGUUCUGUCUGACUGUAUGUUUGCGAUUCAUGAUUGAAACCCAACUGCCUUUUGCUUAUUUAAUAUUGCAUCAGUAGUUUCAUAUAACUUCCUUCCUUUUUAACUGACAGAACUUCAACAUUUAUACGACCUACUGCGUUUCGCUUGAAAGAAGAUUAAUACUAAUUACUGUGCGAUGAUGACGUUUCAUUUAAAGUUUUAAUUCCGGGUUCAGACAUGCAAAGUUUCAAUUUCAAGCAAGGUGAGAGUUUGGAUAAUGUGAGCACGACUUAGGGACUUUUUUUACUAACUUCACAGUACUCAGUUAAAAACCAAUUGUUAUUCGAAGAGGAAGUCUGGAGAAUAUUCAGUAAGUCUCGCAAAGAGUAAUUUCCAGCGUCAGUCUCGUGCAAAAAAGAAAAAAAUUGCAGAGUUCCUCAAAAGUACGGCUGCUGAAACUUAAGACUGUAUAUAACGCUCCAUUCAAUGGUGGAAGCUGAAGGUCAGUCUCAUUCAAAAACGGAUGAAACCUAGAAAGCAAUGAAAUUCUUUCCAUACUAUAGAAACUGAACGCUGAUUAGGGUUAUGUAAAAAAAAAUGGCAAGUGCUGAAGGCUUGCAUUUGACACUUGUUUUCUUCAACGCUUUCUUGUCUUUCACCGCCAUCGUAUUAAACAUCAUAACCAUGCAAGCGCUCAGAAAAACGUCGUCGUUACCUAAGACUUUAAAAACAUUGCUACUAAGCUUGGCUGUGUCUGAUCUGGGUGUAGGCUUACUUGUCCAUCCACUGUUUGUUGCAUUUCUUGUGAUGGAAAAAAACAGUACUGCUUAUUCUACAGUAAAGUUAGCGCGUUCAAUCCCGGCAAAAAUAUUGGUCUUUGCUUCGCAUUUUGGUGUUUUUGCAUUAGCUGUGGACAGAUUCUUGGCCAUUCAGCUUCAUCUCAGAUAUCAAGAGCUUGUGACCCACAAACGUGUUGUUGCUGUUGUGAUCUCACUCUGGGUGUUUAGUGCAUCAAUUUCCUUCCGAAGUCCUCGUAUUAUGCGAGCGGUCAUUGCACUUGUUUGUGUCAUAACUACAGGAUUGCUUUAUUGCAAGAUAUACGCUUCCGUGAGACACCACACAAAUCAGAUUCACCGUGACGCUCAGCAAGUACAACAGGCGACACAGAAUGAAGAUAUGGCAAAUGCCGCAAGGCUGAAAAAAUCUUCACUGGCUACAUUCUACGUUUAUUUCGUGUAUUUAGUUUGCUAUUUGCCAUUGUAUUGUGUUGUUUUUGCCCAGACCAAUGGUGAAACUCCCUUGUUAUCUCAUUUAUCUUAUUUCACAAGGACUCUUGUGUAUCUCAAUUCAUCCCUCAAUCCCUUGAUCUGCUGCUGGAAGAUGAGACACAUUAGACAAACUGUUAUGGAUAUACUUAGAAAUAUUUUCGCGAUUUGUCCCCACUAA